UCAGCACGUAUGGGAAUGCAUAAAGCUUCGUGUGUGACGUCACUGCUGCUGCUGGGGGCGCUGGUGGCCUACGCCGCGGCCUCGGCCAGCCUCAGCACCCGCUACGACCAAACCAGUGGCCGCCUCGUCAUCUUGCUGACAGAAGACGGCAAGGAGGAGGAGGUGGGCUACGUCACGGCGCCGAGCGACGGGUCCGCCCCCAUGGCGUGUGAGGACGGCCGCUCCGACGAGGACUGCCUGCAGUUCACCGACUCCAGCAUGGCCGUCCGCCACAGGACUCUGGACGACCGCUGCCUCGACAUCAAGGUGUCGGCCAAGUCUUCCACGAGGUCCAUCAGAGGCUGCCUCAGCCACCGGGGCGCCCACAUCUACGGCGGAAUCCAGAAGGCCCAGCAGACCUGGCCCGCAGAGUCCGACGUGUUCGACCACUUCUCCUACGUCCCCAAGAAGGAAGACAAAGUGGGCAUCGCCGUCCGCUACUGGCUGUUCUCCGACGGCAGAUUCGUCCACGUCCCGCCGUACGUACCGCUUUUCGUAGAACAAAAUACGAACGACUCGAAGGAUGCGCUGUGUUUCAUUGCGGAGAACGCCGAUCCCUACCCCACACGACGACAAGGCAACGUUUUGGAAUUCGACCUGUGCACGUACGAUAACGUGAAGCAGGCGCACGAAUACGCAAUCGAGAACUUCCUCGGCAAGCCGGAAGCAAUCCCAGACGAGCGCAUGGCCACGCACCCCGUCUGGUCGACGUGGGCCCGCCACAAGAAGGACAUCGACGACGCGACGGUGAGGCAGAUCGCCGCAGACAUCAUCGCCCACGGCUUCAACGAGAGCCAGCUGCAGGUGGACGACUACUGGGAGAGCUGCUACGGCAGUCUCACCUUCGACACAGACAAGUUCCCCGACGUGAAGACGAUGGUCGACGACCUCCACAAGCUGGGCUACCGCGUCACCCUGUGGGUGCACCCGUUUGUGAACCAGGACUGCGAGCCCUACUACUCGCAGGCACUGGCCAGCGGAUACUUCGUCACCAGCGCCAACGGCACGGUCGACACCCAGUGGUGGAGAGGUGUGGGCGGCGUCAUCGACUUCACCAACUCCGAGGCAGCAGCUUGGUGGGCGUGCAGAGUCUGGGCACUGCACAAGGCGACCGGCAUCGACUCGUUCAAGUUCGACGCCGGAGAGACCAGCUGGCUGCCGUACGAGUCGACCAUCGAGCCCCUCGAGCUGAACCCGGUGCGCUUCACCGACGACUACGUGAGGACGGUGUCCCAGUUCGGCCCCCUGAUCGAGGUGCGGUCCAGCGUGCGCAGCCAGCAGCAGCCGGUCUUCUUCCGCAUGUUCGACAAGCACAGCAGCUGGAGCGCCCAGAACGGCCUGCGCACGCUCAUCCCCUCGCUGCUGCACAUGAACGUGGUCGGCCACCCGUUCGUGCUGCCCGACAUGAUAGGCGGCAACGUCAACAGCGGCAACGGGCCCGACAAGGAGCUCUACAUCCGCUGGCUGGAGGCCACCGUCUUCAUGCCGGCGCUGCAGAUGUCCAUCGCGCCCUGGGACUUCGACGACGAGACGGUUGAGAUCGCCCGCAACAUGACGUCGCUGCACGUGCAGUACGCGCCGCGCAUCGUGGAGCUGAUGAAGCAGACGGUGCAGGACGGCAGCCCCGUCAACCUGCCCCUCUGGUGGCUCGACCCCACCGACGACACGGCACUCACCGUCGACUCAGAGUUCCUUCUGGGGGAGGAUAUCCUUGUGGCGCCGGUGGUGACCCACAGCACAACUGCACGUGACAUCUACCUGCCCAAGGGCAACUGGAGGGACGAGGUGGACCCAGCUCACCCCGUCAUAGAAGGCCCCACCUGGCUCCGCAAAUACCCUGCGCCGCUCAACACUCUGCCCUACUUCACCAGAGUCAGCUCUGCAUAAGGCCGCCGAUUGAAGAUGCAUACUGUGCAGUCGUUGUACAAAUUAAAUGAAGUGAA
Schistocerca cancellata (South American locust) is the source of this 1982-nucleotide messenger RNA. RefSeq names its product myogenesis-regulating glycosidase-like. Gene Ontology annotation, biological process: carbohydrate metabolic process. The record is from RefSeq and is a predicted model, not a curated record. Gene Ontology annotation, molecular function: hydrolase activity, hydrolyzing O-glycosyl compounds. NCBI's taxonomy places the organism in Eukaryota, Metazoa, Arthropoda, Insecta, Orthoptera, Acrididae. Bases 10 to 1926 code for a protein of 638 amino acids. The transcript has 6 exons.